AUGGAAUCUGCUUGGUUCGGCGAGAAGUUUGAUGUCCCGUUACAGAGUCCUCGCGGCCUGCGCUCCCCCCGGCCCGGCCCGGGUCUGGCUGAUGUGUUCCAUUAUGACCAGUGGUUGGCUGUGCGACACGAAGCCACGCUGGUACCCAUGCAGGAGGAUCUGGCCAUCUGGCUGAGUGGCAUGCUGGGCGAGCAGGUGACAGCCGAAUGCUUCAUGGAGGAGCUGGACAACGGUGUCAAACUGUGUCGCCUGGCUGGAAUUCUGCAGAGUAAAAUCCCACAGGACUCGGAAACACAGCUGCCCUUAAAGAAAAUCCAGUUCAAGAAAAACGCCUCUCCUGGAUCGUUUUUCGCCCGCGACAACACAGCGAAUUUUCUGUCCUGGUGUCGUCACAUAGGAGUGGACGAGGCCUAUCUGUUUGAGUCUGAGGAUUUGGUCCUGCAUAAAGAGCCGCGGCAGGUGUGUCUGUGCCUGCUGGAGAUCGGACGCGUCGUCUCCAGGUUUGGGAUAGAGCCUCCGGUUUUGGUUAAACUGGAGAAGGAAAUCGAACUGGAGGAAAGUCUAAUGAUGACUGAUCACUCGUCUCCAGUGAAAACAUUCACUGUGUGCUGUCAGCACGGAGCCCUGUAUCACGCUGAUCGUGCGGACCAGGACGACCCUCCCUGUAACUGCACACAGAAGUUUUCCAUCGAGUAUCUGUCUGAGGGACGCUACAGGCUUGGAGACAGGAUCCUGUUCAUCAGGAUGCUCCAUGGGAAGCAUGUGAUGGUGCGUGUCGGUGGAGGUUGGGACACUCUGAAAGGGUUUCUGCUGAAAUACGACCCUGAUCGUGUGCUGCAGUUCACCACUCUAGAGCAGAAGAUUCUAGCCUAUCAGAAAGGCCCGUCCGGCCCAGGCCCCGCCCACACCGUGCAGGCCGCGCAGCCGCCCACGAUGGAUCCCAUCGCAGCCAUUAACCUCCUCCCAGAAUCAUCCUCUUCAUCGUCAUCCUCCACGAUGUCCAUUUUUAAACCUAACCUGCCCACGCCCCGCGGCGUCACCCAAUCGCCAGCUUCCACGCCCCGCAGUGUCACCCAAUCACCCGCUUCCACGCCCUUAAUGCCUCGAAAGGCUGCCGCACCCAAGAAGAUUUUUCACACACCCACAGCUUCACCGAGAACCACCCCUCUUUCAUCGCCCGUCCCGAAAAGAAGCCCGCUUCCCCAGUCAACCCCGACUGGGGUUUCCCAAAAAGCCCCUUCCGCCACCUCCAAGACCAAACUGCACCCGCGUGGAUCUCCAUCUCAACCUCACAGUCCCGUCUGUCCCGAACCCACCUGCAAGCUGCCUAAACCUUCAGCCCCACCGACAUCUGCGCAGAAACCUGCCCAGCGCAACAGCCGCCCUCCUCCGGCACCCGUCCGUUCGCGGCUCGCCCAGAGACGCCCUCUUUCCCCUGUCUCCGCCCUGCACUUAGAUUCUAGGAAGGGCCGUCCCGUUUCCCCUCGCUUGGCUCCGAAUGACCCCAAACAGACGAUUCCUCUCGCAAAACCUUCUGUGACCUGCAAGAGUAAAUUUGUAGAGCAGAACACAGCUUGUGCUACGCAAACCGUCACGUCUGUCAACGUUAAAACAACCCACAGGAAACCUCUAGUCAGCAGUAACCCUCCUGUCCAGAGCACCGCUACUAAACCAGCACCUACGAGCACUACCCACAAACACACGGCACGGACGAAACCCAGCAAACGUGACGAACCCUACUUUGAGAUGAACAAUAAGAGAAGGGUAAAGAACUAAGAAUGCUGGGGUAUUUAUUCAGAUGCCGUAUUUAAUUUUAUUUAAGUGAAAAUGAGGCUGUGACGUGUGCAGUCUGUUUGAUUUGUUGAAUGUUUUAAAUGUUGAAAAUACGUUUUCAAACAUUAAAAAUAUGUUUCUAGUGGCCAAGCUAAUAAAAUGAGACUACAACCUAUAAACACACUACACAGCUAUCUUUAACAGCCUCAUUUUCAUUUACAUUGAAUUAAAUAUGACAUAGCCUGUUGGCUUGCUUUGCAUCGGUAAAAACAUCCAUCUCUGCUUUCAUUGGUGCUCGGAUAUGUAGUUGCGACUGCAGCACUCAUCAUACAUGGAUUUAGUCGGAUGCCAUAUUUUAUUUGAUUCGAGUGAAAAUGAGGCUGUGCAGUCUGUUUAAUUGGUUGUAUAUUUUAAAGUAUUGCAAAUAUGUUUUCAAACAUUGACAAUAUGUUUUAUUAGAGGCAAAGCUAUGAAAAUGAGACUUUUAAUUCGGUACAACCUAUUAAUCUGUCGCACAUCUGUCGUUAACGGCCUCAUUUUCAUUUAAAUUAAAUUAAAUAUGACAUAAUUUGUUUUCUUGGCAUCUGCCAAAAUGUUCCUCUCAAGCUUUCAUUUGUGCCAUGCUAAAAAUCAUCAGGAUAUGCCUGGAAAUGGAUACAUUUUACAU
Sinocyclocheilus grahami is the source of this 2440-nucleotide messenger RNA. Its product is annotated as GAS2-like protein 3. The transcript is spliced from 8 exons. Gene Ontology annotation, molecular function: microtubule binding; cytoskeletal adaptor activity; actin filament binding. Lineage: Eukaryota; Metazoa; Chordata; Actinopteri; Cypriniformes; Cyprinidae. The record is from RefSeq and is a predicted model, not a curated record. Gene Ontology annotation, biological process: actin crosslink formation. Gene Ontology annotation, cellular component: actin filament. Bases 1 to 1776 code for a protein of 591 amino acids.